This is a messenger RNA of Penicilliopsis zonata CBS 506.65, 2232 nucleotides long. RefSeq lists its product as hypothetical. NCBI's taxonomy places the organism in Eukaryota, Fungi, Ascomycota, Eurotiomycetes, Eurotiales, Aspergillaceae. The record is from RefSeq and is a predicted model, not a curated record. The transcript is spliced from 8 exons. Gene Ontology annotation, biological process: DNA-templated transcription; regulation of DNA-templated transcription. Bases 1 to 2232 code for a protein of 743 amino acids. Gene Ontology annotation, molecular function: DNA-binding transcription factor activity, RNA polymerase II-specific; DNA binding; zinc ion binding.
AUGUGCAAAAACCUCGCCAUGGCGGACGUCCCCGUCAAGACGAGCCUUCCGAGGAAGAGCGCCUUCUCCUGCGAGGCGUGUCGCAAACGCAAGGUCAAAUGCAAUGGUGCCAGUCCGUCAUGUUCACGAUGUGCGGCUCGUGGCGAUACGUGCGUGUAUAGCCUAGCUCCCACACUCUCCUACACAAAGCAACUGGAGAGUCGAGUUGCUCAGCUGGAGGAUGCGCUAGCAAAACUCCGAGACAAACAGAGCCCAGGCAGGAAGGAAACAUCGCCUGCUUCGACAAGCGAUUCCAGUGCGAGUCCCAAGCUUCAAUACAAGCUCAAGCAGGAACAAGAGGGCGGCCAUGAAUUACCCAGAGAUUUCGAAGGCCUGCAGGUGGGAGAUGAUGGUCGAAUAUCUUUUCACGGCCCGACCAGUUUAUUUCAGUUGCCGAGCGGUCUGGGCAGCGGAACCUCAACGUCUACUCAUCUUGUCCAGGAGCUAGAAGCCCGGAAAGAGCGACUCAUCAAUAAUGCAUGGCGCGAAAGGGCUCUUGAGCAGAUGGCUACUAUACCGGAACCAUUUCAGUAUCUUCUCGACUCCCACUGGUGCUGGAUCCAACCUCUCUUCAACUUUGUCUAUCGGCCUGCAUUUACUCGCGACAUGAAAAUCAACGGGCCUUAUUAUUCUGAUAAUCUCCUGGACGCAAUCCUGUGUCACUCUGUACGCUGGUGCAAGGCAGAGCCGAACGUCGGGCCCCUUUUGGAACAAUAUGACAACGGUGCUCUAUUCCAUCGGCGCGCUGUAUCCCGUCUCUGCGAGAGCCUACAGUCUGGUUUUAUUUCAAUUCCCACGGUACAAACAUUGCUCCUGCUCAGUGCACAAGAAUGCGGACGAGGAAAUCGAAUCCAGGCUUGGCUGUACAGUGGGAUGGCAUUUCGUAUGCUUGACGACUUAGGAAUCACCAUCGACAGCCGCAAAUAUUCGAAUUCUGCACAAUUAACAGAUGAGGACAUUGAAAUUCGAAAUCGCCUUUUUUGGAGCUGCUAUUUCUGGGAUAAGCUCAUCUCCUUGUAUUUUGGCAGAGCUCCAAUCAUGCAGCACUCAUCGGUCAGCCCGCCACGGAUGAUACUGGACGAUACUGCGGAGAUGGAAUCCUGGGUGCCUCAUGGCGUGAUCUUCCCAGACGGCACCCAUUACCCCCCUGCUCAAGCCCAUUCCACCUCGUGCUUCAUGAAAAUGUGUGGGCUAGCGGAAAUUCUCAAUCAGAUCAUGAUUCACAUAUAUGACCCCAUGAGGAAGAGCUCAGAGGCCGAGUUUCUCAAUUGCAUACAGGAGCAAGGACAGAACCUUGCAGAGUGGUGGGAGGAGCUCCCGGACUACCUGAAGCUGGUGGCUACAGACCUUCCUCCCUACUGUCCACCGAGCCAUAUUGUCCUUCUCAACUGCCUAUAUCAUACGAUCAACAUCCUCCUUCACCGCCCAAUCCUCUGCUCCCACAAGUUAUAUCAAUCCCGAAAGAACGAUUGGGACAAGACGCAUCUAGUCCAGUGUAUGGCCUCAGCAACUACCAUACUGUCCCUUUACGAUUUAUACUGCCGCACGUUUGGCGACAGUCAUGUCGUCCUUUCCCUUGCAUACAGCGUCUACACCGCCGCAUCCAUCUUUCUGCUAGAAAUUCACGCGUUGAAGUUCGCUGCGACUGGCACACUUGAUAAACUCAAGUUCUGCAUCAUCGCCUUGGAAAGAGUCAAACCGGCGAAUCCCGUUAUCUCAACAGCACUCGGUUUGAUCUAUCAGGAUGUGCAGAAGUUACAGAUUGAUCUGCACAUCCCGAUUCCUAUUCCACACCAGGACUCACACACUCCUCCUCCAUCCCAUUCUUCGCAUUCGGGAAAUCCAGGCAACGGGUCUCGUCGUGUCUCCCCGGGACUGCAACGGACAGCCAAUAAUACCCCUCUGGGAACAACAAGCACGCCAGCUAUGGGUACCGCCAGAGAUUCUCAUCCGGGAUCCAUCCUGCAAGGCGGAUUUCCCCUGCAACAACAGCCGGCAAUGGGCUUUGGGCUCUCCCAGCCGAACAUCCCGCAAAUGCCACCGACGCACCAUCUAGGCGGAAUGCCUAACGCCGUGAUGACGAUGGACGGGCGCGGCGCGUAUGAGAUCACCCCGGAGGUUUUUGAAGCGUUUUCAUAUGCCGAGCCGAUCUCGACCAACAUGACUCCUACGUUUGAUACGUGGCAUGCCUAG